AUGACAGCUCCCCUGAGUGACGAUCGCCAUCCGCGCGAAUCCCACCGCCGCGUUACUCCACCUUCUGUUUCAUCCUCGAGUCCUUGGGAUCGACCACCGAGAAUAAGCGAUCCCGAGGGAUUGCCUGAGAGUACAGGGACCGCAGCCGUCGCCGCGGACGACGCCGAUAGUAUCGCUGCUGACGGACCUCGUCCACUGUCCUGCUUAGCAUCUAACCUCGACCCCAAAGCUCUGACCAGUCGCUCCGGGAACAGAGACCGCGUACCACCGCCUCCUCCCAAAAGCCAUCAUGGGAAAUUGAUUAGUCUCAAUUCGAGCAGAGGGCUUCCCACCUCGCAAACGACGCCGGGCCGGGUUGUAAACCGUGCCUCAUACUACCAUGCCUCCUCCUCCUCCUCCUCCUCCUCCCCAGGGCCGUCCCUUGCACGUCAAGGAUCGCACUCGAGCCUGGAGGACUUCUCCUGCCUGGCAACGAGCCAAGCUGUCGUCGUCCCCUCGACGGAUGCUCUCCGGCGGAGUCAGUCGCAGUAUAAACGCCCUCCGACCCCCCCGCUGAGUCGACGACAUAGCCAGAUGCGAAGAUCCAAGUCCACCCUUGCGAAACCCAUCUCGUCUCAGCUUGCGGCACCACCUGUCCAGGCGGAAGCUACCGUAUCAACCCCGCCAAGUCCGCGCCUGAGACCAUUGACUCCCUCGCGGAGUCGAGAGUCUAGGCUGGAUGCAACAUUCCCCGAGGAGUCUAGCUCGACCUCCACGGUGCGCUCUGAGAUUGCUACGCCCUCGAUCCCAUCCACCGAGGGCUCCCCCAGCCUGGCAAGCCCUCGACUGGUAUCCAAGCGAGCGUCAUUAGCCAACAACAACCCACUGCCACCCCCUCCGCCUCCACGCCGUACCAGAGGCACCAGUAACCACAGCAAUGAAAGUACCCGUCCUGCUAGCAUACGCUCCGAGCAACGUGCCGAUGGCGUGGAGAAUUUUGUUCCGCAUCCCUCGAAUGCGAAGGAUAUUCUGGCGGAUUUGUCGCGUCUACAGAAAGAGGUCGAUGACCUUCGGGGGCACUAUGAGAAUCGAAAGGCGAAUUAG
Molecule: messenger RNA, 1083 nt
Organism: Aspergillus ochraceoroseus IBT 24754
Lineage: Eukaryota; Fungi; Ascomycota; Eurotiomycetes; Eurotiales; Aspergillaceae
Exons: 1
Coding region: 1-1083 (360 amino acids)
Source: RefSeq, a predicted model, not a curated record